GAGCAUAAGUGCUUGAGAACAAGUCAGUCAUCGAAUACUGUUUGAGUACCUCAACACGAAAAUCAUGCUAUGGCUGUGCUGUCAACAAAUGGGAGGUUGUGAUCGUAUAGGGGUUGAAUCGAAACAAAGGCGAUCCAUGAAGUUUCCGCUAUGAUUUCUUGAGUUGUGGGGAAAAUGCUCAUGCAAUGACCCGUGCCACGUCUGUUCCACCACCUCCUCGGACUCUCAAGCAAUUGUUGAAUUCGGACAGCUUUCGAAAAUGCGUAAUCCGAAGCUAUUUUUACUUACAAGUUGUCAAUGCAUUAGUAUCACGGGCAUGACAUUGAGAGAUGUCUAAUGCGGAGAUCUUCGCCGCCUCGGGUUAUAUAAAGGACAAGAAAGCCAGCCUCAUUGCUCUACAACACACAACCAAAUCACUACAAACCAGUCAACCACCUCAGCAUUACCAAUUUACAAUCCAAAUCUCAAAUAACCGCAAUCAUGAGCCCUAUUUCCAGAGUCGUCACCUUCACUCCCAAGCCAGAAAAGAUGGAGGAAGCUAUCGCUCAUAGUGCUAAGUUCGCCAAAGCGGUUGAGGAUGCUGAGCCAGGCUGUAUUAUGUACAAAGUAUCGAAGACCAAGCCUUUGUCGGGUGAUGGCCCAGAGCAAAUUGUUAUGGCUAUGAUAUUCAAAGACGAGGAGGCUUUCAAGGCUCACGAGGAGAGUGCUUAUGUCCAAGCAUACAAGACUGAUAGCAAGGAAGCCGAGUUUUUGCUGUCGCCACCUGACGUUAGAGUUGUCACUCCUGCUGGAGGAUUCAGCAGGACUUAAUUUAAGGGGUUUGCACGAGGGGCUUAAACUCUUUAUCUGUAUUGCAUUGUUUAGAUAUCUAAUGAAGCGCAUAUUGUCAGCAUACAUUUUGAUAUUCCGGUGAAUGGUUAUUCUCAAAGUAUUCUUCCACGUGAAUCACAGACUCACGAGUUGUCAACCCAAUUAUAAGUCCACCUUGUUAAAUAGAAAAUCGUAGUCUAACAGUUCUCAUAUAUUUCUCAGGGAGUAGAAUGAUCGUGAUCGACUUUAUGUUUCUUCAAUACCAGACAGCAAAAACAAUCAUAUCUGGACAUGAGAUACAUAUAACA
This is a messenger RNA of Botrytis cinerea B05.10, 1118 nucleotides long. RefSeq lists its product as hypothetical. Lineage: Eukaryota; Fungi; Ascomycota; Leotiomycetes; Helotiales; Sclerotiniaceae. The coding region runs from base 481 to 810 and encodes 109 amino acids. The transcript is spliced from 3 exons. The record is from RefSeq and is a predicted model, not a curated record.